GUCCGCCGAGCCAUGUCGUUGAGCCCCAAGCACACGACGCCCUUCUCCGUGUCCGACAUCCUGAGCCCCAUCGAGGAGACCUACAGGAAGUUCGGCGGCGCCAUGGACGGCGCGCCGCCCGGCCUGGGGGCGCCCCUGGGGGCCGCCGCCUACCGCGCGCAGCCGCCCGGGCCCCCCUCGCAGGCGGCGGCGGGCGUGCAGCCUGCGCACGCCAUGGCGGGACACAGCGCGGCGGCGGCGGCGGUGGCCGCCACCUACCACAUGCCGCCGGGCGUCUCGCAGUUCCCGCACGGCGCCGUGGGCGGCUACUGCAACGGCGGCCUGGGCAACGUGGGCGAGCUGCCCGCCUACACGGACGGCAUGCGGGGCGGCGCGGCCGCCGGCUGGUACGGCGCCAACCCGGACCCGCGCUACUCGUCAAUCUCCAGGUUCAUGGGGCCGUCGGCGGGCGUGAACGUAGCCGGCAUGGGGUCGCUGACGGGCAUCGCGGACGCCGCCAAGUCCCUGGCGCCGUUGCACGCGGCGGCGGCGGCGCCGCGCAGGAAGCGCCGCGUGCUCUUCUCGCAGGCGCAGGUCUACGAGCUGGAGCGGCGCUUCAAGCAGCAGAAGUACCUGUCGGCGCCCGAGCGCGAGCACCUGGCCAGCAUGAUCCACCUGACGCCGACGCAGGUCAAGAUCUGGUUCCAGAACCACCGCUACAAGAUGAAGCGGCAGGCCAAGGACAAGGCGGCGCAGCAGCUGCAGCAGGAGGCCGGCCUGGGCCCGCCGCCGCCGCCGUCCCCGCGCCGCGUGGCGGUGCCUGUGCUGGUCAAGGACGGCAAGCCGUGCCAGAACGGCGCGGGCACCCCGACGCCCGGCCAGGCCGGCGCGCAGCCGCCCGCCGCGACGCCCGCGCCCGAGCUCGAGGCGCUGUCGCCCAGCCCGCCCGCGCUGCACGGCCCGGCGGGCGGCCUGGCUGCCCUGGACGCCGCCGCGGGGGACUACGGCGGCGGCGUGCUGGGCGCCAACCUGCUCUAUGGCAGGACGUGGUGA
Molecule: messenger RNA, 1032 nt
Organism: Diceros bicornis minor
Lineage: Eukaryota; Metazoa; Chordata; Mammalia; Perissodactyla; Rhinocerotidae
Gene: NKX2-4
Product: NK2 homeobox 4
Exons: 2
Coding region: 13-1032 (339 amino acids)
Biological process (GO): cell differentiation; regulation of transcription by RNA polymerase II
Cellular component (GO): nucleus
Molecular function (GO): RNA polymerase II cis-regulatory region sequence-specific DNA binding; DNA-binding transcription factor activity, RNA polymerase II-specific
Source: RefSeq, a predicted model, not a curated record